This is a messenger RNA of Theileria orientalis strain Shintoku, 4710 nucleotides long. RefSeq lists its product as uncharacterized. NCBI's taxonomy places the organism in Eukaryota, Apicomplexa, Aconoidasida, Piroplasmida, Theileriidae. Gene Ontology annotation, cellular component: membrane. Gene Ontology annotation, biological process: transmembrane transport. Gene Ontology annotation, molecular function: ATP hydrolysis activity; ABC-type transporter activity; ATP binding. The record is from RefSeq and is a predicted model, not a curated record. The transcript is spliced from 7 exons. Bases 1 to 4710 code for a protein of 1569 amino acids.
AUGUGUAAGAAAGUUUUGCAUAAAAGUAAAUCGAGGAGCAGAGAGAUGCCUAAAAAUGCACAUUUCACAGUUCGAAGGGAAAUGAUUGGAGGAAUGGAGCAGAUUCUAAUGGGGGAUGAUAAUGUUACAGUGGAGUUGACAGAAGAGUGUAAUUUCUGGGAAAGCGAAGUGAAUCAAAUAAAAAAAUGUAGUCAAGUUCAAGGAAAAAAAGUAACCUACUACGACUCGAGGAGCGUAUUCAACUUCAUAUUCUUCAACUGGACGAGAAAAUGGAUAGGAGUGUUGGCAGGGGAAUACCUGGACCCGUACAAGCUGCACCCGCUACCGAAAAAUGAUCAAAUACUGUACUGGCAGCCAGUGUUCUCAAAGUACGUGAGCGACAAGCUGAUGGAGCUGGAAAGAGAAGAGUACGAAAGUAGCAAGAAAGGAAAAAUGUACAAACCCAGGAAGCUGAUCAUCGUGAGAGCGAUCCUGUACACAUUCUGGAAGAGAAUACUCCUGGCAACAAUAGGAAUGGUGGUGAUGAACAUAAUGAGCAUGAGCAUAGCAAUCCUGAUGAGCAGCCUGCUGAAGCAGAUGACCUCGGAGCACUCGCACUUCAGGCUCAUCGUGAUGUUGGACUACUCGCUGGGAAUCACGCUCUUCCAGCACGCACUGUGCCUGCGAAGAAACUACGCGAACAAGGCGGAGGGCCAGAGCUGCAACAACGCAGUGCACUGGAGCUCGGAGGGGUCGAAGUGCUCAGAAAACCCGCUGCUAUGCCCAGCAAGGCGCCACAAGAACAUGGAGAUCACGCCGAAGGUGUACUCGUACAAGUUCGUCGACUGCUACUACGUGACGCUGAUAUUCGACACCAUGACGGACAUCGUCACCUUCCUGACGAACUUCAUCUACGGAAUCAUCCUGAUACACGUGAAGAUGAAGCUGAAGAUAUGGACGGUCUUCAUAGUAUCAGUGGGCCUGCUGGCAUUCAUGAUCCUGGUGGAGAUAGGGAACAGCUUCCUGCUAAACAAGUCCUUUGAAAUCAUAACGAGCUUUAAGCUGAUACAGUCGCUGACGCUGGAGGACCUGGCGGACAACAUGAUCACGGACACGCGCAACGACGAGCUGACGCUGGUGGUCUACAGGUUCUUCCUCUCGCUGAUCAACAAGAUACUCUACUCAGUCUGCGUGACGUGCGCGAUCCUGAUCAUCAUCAAGGACUUCGUGGAGCAGCUGAAGAGGACGCAGGACGUGAAGUCGAUCGACGCGUCCUCGAUCAUAACGCUGCUCUUCAUCCUGCUGAAGAUAAUAGACCCGAUGUACCUGCUGCCGCUGGCGCUGAGGCUGCUGAUCAUAGUGAUCAACUCGUACAACCGCCUGGAGUUCUACAUCAGGUCGUGCUCGCCGAACUACUACCAGUACGACAAGUUCCUGGUGAACCCGCAGAUACACCGGAGGUCGAUGAAGAAUAGCCUGGGCCACCUGAACAGAGAGUUCAUGAGCUACGUGCACAGAAUAAGCGACGGAAAGAUGAUGCACAGCCUGGCAAACUCAGUGAUAAGGUUCCAAAAGGCCUCCUUCAGCUGGGUCUACAGCAGAGAGGACGCGCUGACGAAGAACAAGGCUUACCUAGAUGAAAUAGACUUCACGCUCGCGAGAGGAGAGAUAGCAAUAGUGACGGGGUCGCAGGGAAGCGGGAAGACGAACUUCGUGAAGGCGGUGCUGGGAGAGAUGACGCUGGUCGGGGGCUCGAUGUUCGUGUUCCCGCUGAGCAAGUCGAUACCGGUGUUCUACGCGUCGCAGGAGGUCUGGCUGAAGAGCGGAACAAUAAGGUCGAACAUAGUCUUCGGACACAUCUUCGACGAAAAAAUAUACGAGGACGUGGUUAGAGCAAUAGAGCUGGAGACGGACAUGGCGAACUGGGAGGACGGAGACCUAAGAGUUAUUUCAGAGAGCGGCUACGGGCUCAGCGGAGGACAGAGAGUGCGAGUGGAGUUCGCGAGAGCAGUGUACGCAUACAUGAUCUACAGCAAGGUGAGAAGAGAGUACGCGAAGCCAGGCUCCUUCCUGAUGUGCCUCGACUCGAUAUUCGUGGGCCUGGACCCGUUCGUGGGAGGAAACAUAUUCAACAACCUGUUCAACAACAAAAACGGUCUGCUGGUGACCUCGGACCUGUCAGUGGUGUUAACGGCCUCGAAAAGGUCCCUGGAAACGUGCCUGGCGACUUCGUCUCCGGAGUCCUUCGGAGAAAUAAAGAUAUACUCGCUGAAGAACAAUAGGCUGAGGUACAUGAACGACCUGAAGGGAUUCAUAAAGAGAACAAUCACGGAUAAGGAGGACGGGGAGAUGUAUAAGAGGUGUAAGUCUACGGAUUUUGAAAGGCUGGGCAGAAGAAGCAUAAUAAGAGAAAAGUACGGAGAGAAGAAGACCAUAGUCUUCGGGCCGCUGUUAAUGUACAUCAAGUCCGCAGGAAGGCCGUUCUACGCGUUCCUGCUCAUGCUGAUAGUGUGCACAGUGCUGGACAAAACGAGGUACAUCAUGGCCUCGAGGCUGUCGAACUUCGUUAAUGACCAGAUCAAGGACCUGGCGAGCUACGCUGACAACACGCUGAAGUGCGAGAAGACGCACUCCCAGAUAAAGGAGUACAGCACGAAGUCGUUUAACCGGAUCCUGUGGCUCUCAGUGCUGGUGAUAGUGGCCUGCGUGUCAGUGGUGCUGCUGAUGACGCUGGUGUCGUUCCUGGCCUCGCUGAAAAUACACGAGUACUCGCUGGACUCGGCGCUGCACAAGUCGUCGAUGCACGUGAAGGUGAAGAGGUACGUGUCGGACAUAAUCACAUUUCUGUCCUGCGAUACGCUGUACAUAGACAAGGCGCUGGGCUACUACCUGUACGAUGCGUUCGUGCUUCUGGUCGAGACGUUCAUCCACAUGAUCAUGCUGAUAUACCUGGUGCCGACCUCGUUCUUCUUCGUCCUCUUCGCGUCCUUCCUGAUGGUGCGCUUCCCAGUUAUGUGGUUCAUCAAGGCGCUGACGAACAUAAGGUUCGCGUACAUGGCCUCGAUCAACAAGAUUAACUGCGUUCUCAACGACUCGAUAUCAGGGUCGCUGAACUACAGAAGCUACAGAAAGGAGGAGGACCUGGUGAGCGAGUUCGUGGAGCACUCGGACUACAACGCAAGGUGCAGGUUCAUGGAGAGAGCCUCGUACACGUGGACCUCGGUGGUGUGCAGGUGCAUAUUCUCGGGAAUGAUAUUCUUCGUGAUCCUGACGCCGCUGACGAUAUCGACGGUGACGAGCUACAACAUCAAGAUAGGCUACUACGGGCUGGCCUUCUCGUUCAGCCUGAACUUCACGAACAGGUUCUCGAAGCUGCUGAGAAUAUACACGAGGCUCCAGCUGUACCUGUGCUCUGUGAAGAGGUUCGAAAACUUCAUACCCUCUAACGAAAAGCUGGAAUUUAGCAGAAUGAAAAACAUAUACCUGGAAAACAUAAUAGUGACGGGAGCACAGCAAGACGCUAGGGAGGAACCCGGGAAGGGAGAAGGCAAGCCGGGUCUGUCGAAAGAGAACACACUGAGCGUCGACAGCAUGGUCCUGAUAGACGACGACGACCUGUUCAACUGCGAAGACGCGACUAAGCUGAAGAACAAGUACCUGCAGAGAAGAAAAAGAGAGUUCUAUCAAGUGAGGAGUAGAAUGUCAGUGCGAUCGCUGCUGUUUAAGCCCGUGAUUAAAAUAAUCGACGUCACGGAGUACGUGGACCACUACCACAAGGGAGUGAAGCUGAAGGGAGUGUACGUGUUGGCGAACCCAACGAAGAGUUUAUCGCAGAAGCCAGAGGAGCUGGCAAACAUAGUAAAAACAGAGCAGGUGGAGCUGAAGGAAGUCAAGGUGGAGGGAAAAGGGGAGCCUGAAGUGAUAGACCUGAAGGACGAGCAGUUGAAAAAGAGGUUAAUACUGUCGGACAUCAACCAGGAGGCGUUCAGGUCUCACAUAAUAGGAGUAGUGGGAAGGACAGGAGCAGGAAAGACGACGCUGCUGUCAGUGCUGCUAAACACAGCGAAGGUGAGAAAGGGCUCGGUGCUGCUCGACGGAGUGGACCUCAACGACAUACCGAAGGCAGUGCUCAGGCAAAUCGUGGGAGUGCUGCCGCAACUGCCCUUCGUGUUCAGAGGAUGGACGAUAAGGACCUUCCUGGACCCUAGGAAGCUCUUCUCAGACGGGCAGAUCUACGAGGCGCUCAAAAUGUGCGGACUCAUCGAAUUCGUGCAGGACUUGGCGGAGCAGCCGCUGGACCUGGUGAUACUGCCGGAUAACUUGACGUCGACGAUGGACGCGAAGAUAGCGCUCUCGAACACGCAAAUGAGGACGCUGAUGUUCGCAAGACUGAUGCUCUACAGGAAGUUCUACAGAAUCAUACUGAUCGACGAGCCGCCUUCGGACAACUGCUCUGAAGACCAGACGCCAGGAGCGACCCCGAGAUCAGGAGCGGCCCCGGAGUCGCAGGACUCGAAGGGCUCAGAAAUAGGCCUCCCAGUGUACAAGCUGCUGAAGGACUACUUCACACACUGCACGACCUUCAUAGCGGCCCACGACGUGAACGCUCUGAAGGCGUGCACGAAGCUGUGGAUUCUGAGCAGAGGCAACCUGGUGAUGACCUGCGAUCGAGAGCAGAUGCUCCACGACGACUCGCUGUCGAGACUAAUACAAGAGUGUAUGGACCCGUGA